Cheilinus undulatus (humphead wrasse) is the source of this 2027-nucleotide messenger RNA. It is a transcript of the gene fbxo25, whose product is annotated as F-box protein 25. Lineage: Eukaryota; Metazoa; Chordata; Actinopteri; Labriformes; Labridae. The record is from RefSeq and is a predicted model, not a curated record. Gene Ontology annotation, molecular function: protein binding. Gene Ontology annotation, biological process: protein ubiquitination. Bases 117 to 1214 code for a protein of 365 amino acids. Gene Ontology annotation, cellular component: nucleus; cytoplasm; SCF ubiquitin ligase complex. The transcript is spliced from 11 exons.
AUGAAUUCUUGUGUCCGUACUGUGUUUACUUCCGUCAAUAUUUCUAACGGUGCUCAGAGGAGACAAGAAACAGAAGUCAAGACGGAGGAUACAACAAAGGAGCCAUUUGAGGUAAAAUGCCUUUCUUGGGCCAAGACUGGAGGUCACCAGGAUGGAGCUGGACAAAGACUGAGAACGGCUGGAAAAGGAUUGUCUUCUAUGGGCACGAGUUAGAAGAUAACAACAGAGACAUAGAGUUGACAGAGCUCUGCAGUGACAACAAAGAGAAUCUGUUUGUCGAAGAUGUGUGUGAGCUUGCCACCACAAAGAGGAAAAAGGAUUUCUACAACAACAACACCAAAUCACAGUUUGUUUUUAGGGACAAAUGGAUCUACGUGCAGAAAGGUAGCACAAAAGAGCGCCAUGGAUACUGCACACUUGGUGAAGCGCUUAACCGUCUAGACUUUUCUAGUGCCAUUCAGGACCUGAGGAGAUUCAACUAUGUGGCAAAACUUUUCCAGCUAAUAGCUCGGUCCGAGCUGACCUCUCUGAGUGGAGCUGCUCAGAAAAACUAUUUCAACAUUCUGGAGAAGAUAGUUCGGAAGGUUCUCGAGGACCACUACAACCCACGCCUUGUCAAGGAACUACUAAAGGACCUUAGCUCCACCUUGCACAGUCUGACUAUUCACGUUGGCAGGUGUGUCCUUGUGGGCAAUGUCAACAUCUGGCUGUGCAGACUGGAGACUAUUCUCAAGUGGCAGCAACAGCUCAACAACCUGCAGAUCCCAGAGCAAAUGUGUGAUGGCUUGUCAUUCAGCGAUUUACCCCUACACAUGCAGAACAAAAUCCUCUGCAAGUUAUCUGAUGCCUAUGACAUCAUUAACCUGGGACAAGCCACGCCCACUCUACGUUGCCUCAGUGAGAACAAGGUGCUGUGGAAGAAACUGUGUUACUUCCACUUCUCAGACAAACAGUUUUGUAGGAAUUUGGUCCUCUCAAAGAGCAACAUGGUGGACUGGAAGCUAAUGUACUUUACCCUGCAAAAACACUAUCCAAUGAAGGAGCAGUACGGCGACACAUUGCACUUCUGCAAACACUGUAGCAUCCUCUUCUGGAAGGAUCGCCACCUGACUUUGUUAUUCAAGGACUGUGGCCAUCCGUGCACAGCCAACGAUCCAGACAGCUGCCUCAUGCCAAUCUCUCCGCAGCACUUUAUCGACCUCUUUCAGUUCUGAAACUUCUUUGUUACUCUUCAAGCGAAGCCUCCGUUUACCUUCACUCCUGACUUUGAGAGUGUGUACGAGACCUUGAUGUCAUUCUAAGUAUUAAGGGCUUGAAUUGAAAAGAUGACUUUUUGUAUGUCUUCAUUCCUUACGCACAAACGUUUUGAUGGUUUUCUGUACAUGUUUAAUGGUUUAAAGAAUGUGAAUGAUGGAUUCAAUAUAAAAGGAAAGUAUAUGUUUUCCUGCUUGUGUUCUUGCAGUAAAAAAGAUUUUCCGAACAGAGGAAAGAAAAAACAUGUACGUGAUUAUGUGAAAAAUUUCUACGUGAAAGCUGUUGUAGAAUGUUUAUAAUAGGAAAGUGCUGUUAUGUAAUGUUUAAGAGUUUUUUUUACAGAUACAAGUUUGGAAGAAAAAAAGACCAAUGUGUUAAAGAUUUAUUUAAUGGGGUUACAACUAUCCUGCUCUGUUUACUUAUGGUGUUUUUUUCCUGCAAUAACUGAACGCAUGUCCUGUUACAGUCCCUGUUUACAUGAUUAUAUGUUGUCCUCUGUGUAUUCUUGUUGUGCUCUGUGUACAUUGAAGUAUUACCAUUGAAAAAAUAAUGUAAAGCUCCUUUAGCCAUACAUGUUUUUACAGUUGAUCUUUGUCAGAUCAGUCAAAUGACUGAAAGAGGAGAAAAGGGGAAAUGGAAAGUGUGGAAGAAGAAAGUUUUGUAUCCUUCCUCCAUUUUUGUAACGCUCCUUUGCUGUCCCAAUACUAUUGAUGGUACUAUAAUGACUUUUAUGAGACAUAACUAGUUAUACAAGAAUUAAAUCUUUCUAAAGA